AUGGCUAGCCAGGACGCCAGCUGCGAACAGACGCAUCCUCCGCCUCAACCCGAUCUGGACGCCAUCUACACCCACCUGUCCCGCUAUCCGUUCUCCACCGAUCCCGAGUAUCAAGCCGGCCUCGCAACUAUCCUAGGCCAUCAGCACACUCCUCCAACACCAGAAGAACUGCACGAGAAGUCAGACCUGGUACUCCAGGCGCAAUGCUUCUAUUUCUCCAGAAAAUUUCACAUCAUGCCGCCUGUGGCUCCCCAAGCGUAUUCAGCGUGGCUUCAAUCACAACCGCAACCACAUCCACACCUGCAAUUAUUACAAUCUCAUUCCGACGAGCCUGAAGAGCCUGCAACCUCAGCACCACCGCCAGCGACAUCCUCAGCGCCGUCUUCGCAGCCUCGAGAUCCACCUCAAACAACCGCUUCCGCUUCCGCCUCCACCUCCGCAAACACUACCACUAUCGCGGCAGCAGCUCCGUCAGAAGCAGCAGCUCAAGACCCACCUCCACCUUACCCCACCUCCUUCGCGGCAAUAGUGGACCUCAUAACACGCAACCUGCCCGUUCCAGGCAUAGAGGAGAUCCCACCUACCGUCCUCGAGCCAGGUUCGAGCAAGGUCGACAGGACACCGAGGAGGAAGAAACCUUGGGAGAAGGAUGUCGACGACGUGACGACGCCGUCGGGAGGAGAACAACAAUCGCAAGCAGAAGGAACAACAUCUUUGGGGUUUGCUGGUGACACACAUGCCACCACGAGCGGUGGUGAAGCUGGAUCUAAGCAGCCCGAAGGUGUUGUCGACGUCAACGGACACAAAGUUGCGGGUGACGGGCUGGUCAAGAUCCUUCAACCCAACGCCAUUCCAGACAGUGGACUGCUCAGCCGAGAUUGA
Fonsecaea multimorphosa CBS 102226 is the source of this 882-nucleotide messenger RNA. RefSeq lists its product as uncharacterized. NCBI's taxonomy places the organism in Eukaryota, Fungi, Ascomycota, Eurotiomycetes, Chaetothyriales, Herpotrichiellaceae. The coding region runs from base 1 to 882 and encodes 293 amino acids. The record is from RefSeq and is a predicted model, not a curated record. The transcript has a single exon.